This is a messenger RNA of Botrytis cinerea B05.10, 1668 nucleotides long. RefSeq lists its product as hypothetical. The record is from RefSeq and is a predicted model, not a curated record. Bases 275 to 1522 code for a protein of 415 amino acids. NCBI's taxonomy places the organism in Eukaryota, Fungi, Ascomycota, Leotiomycetes, Helotiales, Sclerotiniaceae. The transcript has 2 exons.
GCUCCGUGCCGUUUCGUGAGAUUUGAGGGAAAUUGGAACUGGGCCCCAGACCCUAGAUCUGCCCAUACGAGACCGGGUUCAGUACCGUUCAGAAGAUAUUACGAGUCGGUUUUCCGUUGUAGUUCGUUCUUCUGGCAGAUCCAAUCUCAACACUUGUUCCCUCAAUUUCGCAGAUUCGCGGCAAUAUGUCAUAAAAGUCGUAUAGAGCAAUCCUCCCACAGGUCAAAUUAUUGACCCUCAUUGUUCAUACCCACCGAGUACACUAUUCAUCAUAAUGAACUUUCAACUCCGAAGAAGUAUUCCGAUUUACCAGAAGCCGCUCAUAUCCGCUGCAGUUCCAACCUUUCUUUUCACAGCCACGAGAGCCACAGCUUUGUCUGCUUCGCCAUGCCAAAAUGGCGGUCCAUGGCAUACACCAGUGAAUCCAACCUGGAGACAGGAUCGCUUCUACGGAAUAACUCGACGGGAACCAAGGCAAGUAAAGCAUAUCGUAGACGUUAUGACAGUCUAUCUGUCAGGUCGUCGGCUUCGAUCAAAAGCCGAAGAUUUGAAACGUGACGUCAGACUCCAUUCGAAAGUGGCUGCAACGGUCAAUAUGAAACUAAUUCCCGCCUAUAUGACCUUGCUCGACUUAACGAUGAAGAUGGUGGCGAAUGCGAACCCCCCUGAGCUAUGGAACCAAAGUCAAAAUGGGGAAACGUUUCGCAAACAAUUUCCAGAAUCUCUACGGCGCACAGUGAAGUGGAUACAAGACAAUUCCAAAGCAAUCAAACCUCCUCCAAAUAGCGUGGUCGAUCUGGCACAGUCGGCCGUCAGACCCUUUGAGGAUGCCCGGGACUUGUGUCUUACAACGCAAGACCGCUUGGGCAGAAUACAUGAGCAGAUCAUGGACAUGCAACAUGAUGUUAGCAUUUUCAACAUAGAGCUAGAACGGGCAGACAAAAUAUACCCCAGAGACAAAAAACUGCUGGAGCAAACACGUGAUAACGCAAAAGGUCGCCAGUUUGUCACACAGAACGAAGCAUAUUUAGACGCUCUGAGGGAUGAAAAGUACGCUAAAAGUGCGAUAAAACUACUUAAUGAGCGUGUUCAACCGGAUUUCGACAGCGGGGAGCUCAAGAAUCUUGGGGCCGAGGUUAGUCUGUUACUAGAUCGCACCAUCGCCCAGAAAGACGUUUUGGAGCGGAUAUUAACAGAUCACGUGCGGGUGACGGCGACGACGGCCAACACCUGGUUUCGACCGGUAUUCCACCAUCUAUUCGCCGAGAAAAUCUUGGAUAUACUGGCUCUGGCUCCCCCAUCCGAGGUGAUGGUUCCAUACAUGCGAAGCAUCCUCGCCCUUCUUUCAUGGCCCGGUACUUCUAUUUUGACACCAAACUCGGACAGCCUUGCGAGAUGGAGAAGAAGACCGCAGGCCAAUUUAAAAGUACGCUUAGAGGAAAUUGUAAAUAUGGCAGAGGGCUAUCAGAAGCGAUUCCCUUGUCAGGAGUCCGAGUCUGUCCUUAAGCGGUAUAUGAACUGAUCUCGCUACAAUGUCUGUAGAUAGCUGGAUACUUACCCUAUGUUGAGCGUAUACUUUAGAAAACAGAGAGGGGUAUUGAAACAUCGAUGUAAAUUCAUGAAACUUGUCCAUUAUUCUGCGCUUUCAGUGCAGAAAUAAUAAAUACA